This is a messenger RNA of Cyphellophora europaea CBS 101466, 828 nucleotides long. RefSeq lists its product as uncharacterized. The record is from RefSeq and is a predicted model, not a curated record. The coding region runs from base 1 to 828 and encodes 275 amino acids. The transcript has 2 exons. NCBI's taxonomy places the organism in Eukaryota, Fungi, Ascomycota, Eurotiomycetes, Chaetothyriales, Cyphellophoraceae.
AUGCAUCUCGCCACGCUCCUCCCACUCCUCCCCCUCGUUGCCGCCCACUCCACCCUGCAGCCCCGCCAAUCCAACUGGCCCGCCUGCCAGAGCACUAUCUCCUGCAACUUCUGGGACAUCGAGUCCGCCACCAUGCAAUCCCGCCUGGACUACAUGCAGUACAUGCAAGCCACGCACUUCGCCCCCCUCAACGCCAGCACGCGCUUCCGCGCCAUCGAGGGCGUCAUCAUGUUCUUCCUGUCCGAGAACCUGGGCGCCCCCGGUUCCUGGGUCAGCGCCGUCGACGCCGGCAUCAUCGAAGGCAUCCAGUCCGGCGCGGCGCAGGCGCUCGGCCAGCAGGUCGCCGUAUCGGCCCCGCCCGCGGACAACAACCCGGGCAUUGACGUGUGGGCGCAGUACUACGCCGGCCAGCGCGCGCCGGGCGGGUAUCCCACGCGGCAAACGCACGACGCCGCGUGGGGGGAGGCCGAGGCCACGAGCACGGAAUGGGCCAAGGAGCAGGUGGCGGACGCGGUGCAGACGGCCACGAGGCGGGAGCUGAACUGGUACGAGUUCACGAAGCUGUUCCGCUGGAUCCUGCGCAAUGAGGACUUGACCAUCUUGCUGCUGCGGCCAAUUUUCCUCACGCGCGCCGACGACUUCGUCUUCUGGCUGACGGACACGACGCGCUUCGAGCCCGCCCUGUGCGGCAGCCAAGCCGCCUGGGCCAUCUCCGGCACGCUGACCUUCGAUCUCGAGGGCAUCGUGUCCCUCCCUGCCAACGUCAUUGAUCUGCUGCGCGCGAUAUACGAUUGUGGGAGUGACUUCAUUGAGGAGGAGCAGUCUUGA